Molecule: messenger RNA, 1430 nt
Organism: Pocillopora meandrina
Lineage: Eukaryota; Metazoa; Cnidaria; Anthozoa; Scleractinia; Pocilloporidae
Source: the annotation of a GenBank genome assembly
AUGAAUUCAGUAGAUAAUUUUUUUCAUUUGAGUUGGAGAAGACUGGCUAGGAGACAAGAACAGUGGCUUGAUUUAUGCACAUGUAAGUAAAGGAAUGAUCCUAACUGGUGAACCUCAAUUUUAGCAAUUGCAGAAGAAAGGUCUUAAAAGUUCAGGCUUCCAUAGGAUUCUAAUCCCUACCUUCCAGAUAAUAGUUGGAUGCUAUUGUCAACUGAGCUAUGAAAUCACACAUAGGGAGUGGGGUACAUAAGAGAAGGUUUUACUUUAUUAUGAAAUUUUGUUGGGCUGAAAUGAUAAUUUUAUGAAAGGUCAAAGAAAGGUAAAAAGGUAAGCAGUUUAAGGAACCCAAUUGAAUCAUUCUGAUUCAUUAACAGCACCACCUUCAGCAAUGCCCAGAGGUGGACCAGCAUCCUACCACUGCCCUUACUGUGGUCAAGGAAGGAUAUUCUGUCCACUCAACUAAAUGGUGCAAUAAGCUCAUGAUUAAGCAAUGACUUUCACAUGCAUUGACAUAAGAAAGAUAGAAACAGUGCAAAGUCACACUGUGGCAUCCCAUAAUGAUCUGAUACACUGUUUGCUUGAAUUGAGAUUGUUAACUCAUUUCCUUCCAUUGAGGUAUUGACAAAAUGACCAAAUUAGACAUGCGCAACUUAUCUCAGUCUAGAAGAAGGCUUACUUAAUUACAAAACAAAUUUUUAGAUGGUACUGUUUUAAGUGCUAGUCCUAUGAUGUAAAUCUUACCAUGGUCAUACUCAUUAGAAGCUUUCUACUCCACACCUAUAUUCAUGAUUGGUCUAAUAACCUCACAUGAUGAUGUGAUGUGUAAAACUAAUUUGAAUUUGUGUAAAAUAAUAAAAGGGCAGAAUGGGUCACAGAUUCUGUAACAAAAAUGAACAAAUAUUAUUUCUAAUUGAAUGAUUAUUUUUUUCCAGAUUCAACCUUUGUAUCAAAGCAGGUCCUUAAAGAUUAUUCACAAGAUUAGUUUAGAUUCCAAAUAAAUAAAAUCUAUUGUUUCUUCCACUUAUGCACUGCAAUUCUAGGAGCUCCUUGAAUUUUAAUAACAUUGUAAAAAGCCAACUGCUUUGUUUUAAUAAAGCAGGUUCAAUUAUUAAUGAAAAGUUUUGUCUAGAAGUUGAGAACAAUGAAAACAUUAAACCUCUGGAGACUUUUUCAUUUUUGGAGCUCCCCUUUUAGAUGUAACCCUGGUAAACAUUAAAAAAAAACUGCUAUUCCAUGAUUUGUACACAGCUGUCAGGUCUGAUUACUUGACGCCAAUAGAUUUUGUGAUCGAGCUGGUGGACUAUAACCUAUUUAUGUCCAGUGGGAAAGUAGAGGCUGGACUAGUUAAAAUGACUCUCAGGCAAGUGGAUGCUAGUCAGAACUUGUCCACAGCUCUUAAAAACUGUGCCCUCAGGUGUUUUCAAAAGUAG